This is a messenger RNA of Symbiodinium natans, 1314 nucleotides long. Lineage: Eukaryota; Dinophyceae; Suessiales; Symbiodiniaceae. The record is from the annotation of a GenBank genome assembly.
AUGUGCCCCCAGAGCAGAGCCGGUGGGAGUAAAUGGGUUCCCUCCUUGUUGCAGAAGGUAUCACAAACCAUUCAUAGCAUUCCUUUGAAGAAACAGUACGUUCCGGUCCAGAAAGAUGGCAAAGUCGUGGCCUACAAGACUGCGUAUUUUGGUCAGGUUCACGUUGGUGGCCCCGAGCCGCAGAGCUUCACCGUCGUCUUUGACACUGGGUCCGGACAUUUAAUCCUGCCAUCAAGCAGUUGUCUCAGCACGGCGUGUGCGAAGCAUAGAAGAUACAACCGGACCGCCUCUCAAACAGCCGUGGACAUUGAAUAUGACGGAACGAAACUUCGAGCCGACGCCACCGAGCGCGAUCAGGUGGCGAUCGCCUUCGGAACGGGAGAAGUGCAGGGUGAGUUUGUCAGUGAGGAUGUUUGCUUCACCAAUGCUGCAGCGGCCAAAGGUGCGGCCAAGACUGAUGGCUGUGUGAAUCUGCGCGUGGUCGUGGCGUCCAAAAUGACAGAGGAUCCCUUCAGUCAUUUCGACUUUGACGGGGUUCUGGGACUUGGACUGGAGUCCCUUGCUCUCAGUCCGGAGUUCAGCUUCUUUGGGCAGAUGCUGGCGCAGAAUCCGGGCAUGGAGCCGCGGUUUUCGGUUUUCCUUGCCCAGAAUGAGGGCGUGGACAGCAUGAUCUCCUUCGGCGGGCACGAGGAAAGAUUUGCGAACAGCGACAUUCAAUGGGCUCCCGUGGCCAUGACAGAACUGGGCUACUGGCAGGUGGAAAUCAAGUCCAUCAAAGUUGGCAACCAGGUCCUCGAAGAGUGCGAGGAUGGCUCGUGCCGGGCCAUAUUGGACACUGGCACUUCCCUGUUGGGAGUCCCGCGGCAGGCCGUACGUGCCAUGCACCGCAUGCUAGCAAGACCAGUGGCAGAGGACACCUCAAGCCAAGCAGGUAUAGACUGCCGAAGGCUUCCAGGAGCCAAGCUUGAGUUUCAGCUCGCCGAAGCCGCCGUCAGCCUUCUCCCUGAGGACUACUCCAGGCCGUCCCCAUUCAACAUGACCAUUCCCAAUCAAGACAAGUGGAGGUUAUUCUGUCGCUCGCUGCUCUUGCCCGUCGACAUGGCAGCUCCUUUGGGCCCGAAGGUCUUCAUCUGGGGCGAGCCCAUGUUGCGAAGGUACUACACGGUUUAUGAUUUGGCCAACAAGCGCAUUGGCUUUGCCCUGGCCAGACAACCUAGUGGCAAGGCGUCCUCGCCUCCCAGUGUCGGCGCGCCUCCGGCAGGUUCGCUGGUGUCAGGAGCACCAUUGUCACCGCCUGUAGAGGUGGUGGGAUGA